This is a messenger RNA of Mollisia scopiformis, 1775 nucleotides long. Its product is annotated as cytochrome P450 monooxygenase pc-bph. The transcript has 7 exons. Gene Ontology annotation, molecular function: monooxygenase activity; heme binding; oxidoreductase activity, acting on paired donors, with incorporation or reduction of molecular oxygen. The coding region runs from base 78 to 1661 and encodes 527 amino acids. The record is from RefSeq and is a predicted model, not a curated record. Lineage: Eukaryota; Fungi; Ascomycota; Leotiomycetes; Helotiales; Mollisiaceae.
CGUUGAUAAGCUUUGUCUUUCGAGAAAUACUUCUGGAAUUUACUUUUGUAGAGUUGUUUCCGAAGCUCUUGCACAACAUGAGUAUCUCGGAGUUUGCCUACAAUGCUACGUCCAGCAUCCCCCUCUGGGCCUGGGGCAGCAUUGUGUUCUCCCUCUUUGCUGCUUUUUGGAUUUAUCCAUACUCUCAGAACAUCAAUGGCCUCAAUCGCUUCCCAGGGCCCGUGACUGGAAAGUUCUCUGACUUAUGGAUGCUACUACAAGCCAGAAAGCAUCGAAUCUCCCUCACCAUCCACGAGCAACAUCAAAAGUAUGGAGACUUCGUACGCGUCGCUCCAAACCACGUCAGCGUCGCUCAUCCAGACAGCAUUAGAGAUGUCAUGGGCCAUGGCAACGGCUUCCUGAAAUCCGACUUCUACUACGCGUUUGACAAUAUUGAAGACAACAUCUUCACCACUCGAGACCGGGCCAAGCACAGCCGGAAGCGCAAGAUCGUUUCUCAUAUGUUUAGUCCUAAGUCCAUGCUUGGUUUCGAGCCAUAUAUCACCAAGGCGUUGACGGUGUACGGGCAUCAAAUGGAGCAGAUGAUUGAGCACGGAAAGGCUGGGGCCUAUGUCGAGUUGGGUAAGACUGAUAGUGAGAUCGCGAAGAGACAGAAUAAAGGAGAGGCGGCAUUCGAUGCGGCGAAGUGGUCUGCGUUCUUGGCUUUUGAUAUCAUUGGCGAUUUGGCUUUUGGAAGUCCUUUUGGAUUCACAGCUGCUGGCUUUGACAAUGUAGGUUUCAUCGUUAAACUCCGUGAUCGUGGAGAGUGGUGCUGUACUGUGGGACAGAUGAGUUGGAUCAAGACAUGGACACCUUAUUUCUUUUUCGAUCCCUUCUUCAGCACCGGCUCCAAAGCUGCCGCAGCUUUAGGCAGAAUUGGAAUCGCAGCCGUCGAAAAACGGAAAGCAAUCCCAGCAGACCCAAGCCGAAAAGAUAUCCUACACUACCUCUUCUCAGCCACUGACCCAGAUACGGGGUCUUCACUCCCAGACAACGAAAUCAAAGCCGAAGCCCUGACUCAACUCAUUGCUGGAAGCGAUACAACGGGCAACACCAUCACGCAUCUAAUCGACAUGAUGAUGCUAUUCCCCGACAAACUCGCAAAACUGCAAGCAGAACUUGACACAGCCUUCUCAUCUCCACUCCCGGCCGAUUUCGUAGUCGAAUGGCCUGAUUGUAAAGAUUUGCCGUACGUGAACGGUGUCAUAUACGAGACUCUUCGUCUCCGAACCACUGUCUCGGUUGGUCUACCUCGAGUAGUGUCUAAGGGUGGGAUGAAAGUUUGCGGGGAGUUCUUUGAAGAGGGAACGGUGUUGAGUACGCCUACUUAUACUACGCAUCGAGACCCGAGAGUUUGGGGCAGUAAUGCGCUGGAGUUUGUGCCUGAGAGGUGGGAGGGGGAGAAGAAAGCUGAGCUUGAGAAGGCAUUCUUGGGGUUUAGUUAUGGGCCGAGGGCUUGUAUUGGGAGAAAUGUUGCGUUUAUAGAGUUAAAGAAGACGGUUGCGACGCUGUUCAGGAGAUUCGAGUAUCGAAGAGUCUUCCCUGAUGAUGGUUCGGAGAUCAGAGAAGGGUUCCAUUUCAAGGUGCAGGAGUUGCCGGUGUUUGUCCGUCGGAGAGCUUGAAGUGUUGAUUGUGCACCAAAAUAAGCAAGCUAUGAUUGAGCACCGACUGUCCAUCAAUAAAUAGAACAGAUAUCAGCAAAAUAUAUGAUGUGUCACCAAUGCCGAAAAGGGAGG